Tripterygium wilfordii is the source of this 1166-nucleotide messenger RNA. RefSeq names its product double-stranded RNA-binding protein 4-like. The record is from RefSeq and is a predicted model, not a curated record. The transcript has 7 exons. Bases 1 to 933 code for a protein of 310 amino acids. Lineage: Eukaryota; Viridiplantae; Streptophyta; Magnoliopsida; Celastrales; Celastraceae.
AUGACGGCCAUCGAUGAAAUUCCUUCUCGGUUCUCACAGUCACGCCUCUCUCUUUUAUGUGGCAACACUCACAUUCGAAAGGCGAGAGCUUUGCAUUCCAAAGGCGAGACCUUUGCGCUCACUGGAAAGGAUUCCAAGAUCAAAAUGAACAAAGGUUUACCACAACAGCCUAUGUAUAAGAAUCGCCUCCAAGAAUAUGCUCAAAAAUCACGCUUACCACUCCCAGUAUAUUGUAUUAAGAAUGAGGGAUAUGACCAUGCACCAAAGUUUAGGGCAAGUGUGUCAGUUGGUGACAAUUUUUUUGAGUCUAGGCUAACAUUUUCAACUCGGAAAGUAGCUGAGCAGGAUGUUGCAAAACUUGCUAUUGAUAGCAUGGAAGUAAAGACUAAGGAUGAAGGUUGUGCUCCUAUUUAUAAGGAUCUCAAACAUUGCAAGUCUAUCCUGCAUGAAUUUUCUGUGAAGAUGAACUGGGAACAUCCCAAGUACACAACUAUUAAAAAACAUGACAAGCACCCGGUCUUCAUCUCCUCAUUACUUUUUGAUGGCAUAACUUACACUAGUGACGAAAGCGGAAGCAAGAAAGAGGCAGAGCAGCUGGCAGCUAGUGCCACUAUUGAAACACUUCUCGGAUCUGGUUCCGGAGUUCUUCGUCAAAUAAUCAAUUCAAAGACCCAAACUGUUGCAGCAUCCCAAAAACUGAGUGACUCGGGGCUCAAACAACAAAACUUGGCAGUGGUUGCACAUCAACUUGGACAGACACAGAAUCUCAUAGUGAGUCAUCCUUUGCCAAAAUUUUCAAAACAAGGAUAUAAUCUUAAGCCUGCUACUCCAAACUUGAAGCACACAGCCCUGGUUAAUUCCAGUUGGAAGAACAAGCGGAAGUUUGAGAUGGGGAACCAUGGAAAGAAAAUAAUGCGAAAUGAGAAGCAAUGAAGUUUGUAAGAAAUCUGUUAAGUAAGUUCUUCUUUCAUUUUUGAAAGAAAUGUUAACUAUAUUCAUAGCAUGGAAAUAUGGAAUUUCUAAUUUUAACAAUGUGUAGAUUUACAAUUAGAAAGAGCUGUAAUUAGAGUUUAUACUUUGAAUUACUUUUUUUCGGUCGUUCCAGCCUAGGCAAUGGAUUGUGGUUUAAAUCACUUCUAUCAAAUGCAAACAAUAUAUUGUAGUUC